Messenger RNA from Arctia plantaginis, 1200 nucleotides. Lineage: Eukaryota; Metazoa; Arthropoda; Insecta; Lepidoptera; Erebidae. The record is from the annotation of a GenBank genome assembly.
AUGUGGAAACGUUGGUUUCUAUUUAUUCUCUUUCCGGUGUUAGCAGCUAAGGAUACAUCAGAAAACAUGGAUUCAAAGGCUAUUUCUUCUGCUAUCGCCGCAUUUUCGGCCAAAUUUUGUAAUGAAUUGGAAAAAGACAAGAGUGUGGUAUCUUCACCACUAUCAGCGGAAUUUGUAUUGGGCCUGUUGACUUUGGGUACAACUGAUCCAGCACAUUCUGAACUUAUUACGGCGCUCGGCGUUGCUGAUGAUGAUUCUAUUCGCUCAACAUUUUCUUCGGUGUCAUCCAAACUGAAGGCAAUCAAGGGUGUAACAUUAAACGUUGCUAAUAAGGUGUAUAUUCAAGAUGGCGACUAUGAACUUCAACCACAAAUUAAAGAUGAUGCUGUCAAAGUAUUUGAUGCUGCCAUGGAAAAACUUAACUUCGGAGAUAACGUAUCUGCUGUGAAAACGAUAAAUGGAUGGGUUGAAAGCAAAACCAACCAAAAGAUCAAGGACUUGUUGCCUGAAGACAGUGUCGACAGCUCUACUCGCCUAGUUCUUGUCAAUGCUCUCUACUUCAAGGGAACAUGGAAAGACAAAUUCGAUCCCAUUGCUACAAGAGAACAACCAUUCCACAUAAAUGCUAAUACGACAGUUGAAAUUCCUAUGAUGUAUAAUGAGGCUGAUUACGGUUUCGGAUUCAGUGAAACUCUUCAAGCACAGCUCUUGGAAAUACCGUAUGUUGGCGAAGAGGCCAGCAUGAUCGUAGUAUUACCUCAGGAAAUCGAAGGACUCAAUGACGUGAUAGCGAAACUGGCGGCUGGGCACGAUCUGUUGGCGGACAUUGAGAAUAUGUACAAAACUAAAGUACAAGUUACUCUUCCUAAGUUCAAGAUUGAAACUACCAUUGAUUUGAAAGAGCUUUUACCAAAACUUGGCAUCAACGCCAUUUUUCAUAAGGAAAAUUCAGGUCUUACUAAGUUAUUGAAUACUGAUGAGCUGUUGUACGUGUCCAAGGCGGUGCAAAAAGCAUUUAUUGAGGUUAAUGAAGAAGGAGCCGAAGCUGCAGCAGCCACCGCCAUGGGCGUCGCGUGCUAUAGUGCCAUGAUAGACUUUGAACCGGUCCCGGUCUUCUUGGCUGACCGGCCUUUCCUUGCUGCAAUCUUCUCUGAAGGAGCGCCAUACUUCAUUUCGACCUUCCGCGGCGAACAAGAAUAA